Prionailurus viverrinus (fishing cat) is the source of this 877-nucleotide messenger RNA. RefSeq lists its product as uncharacterized. The coding region runs from base 9 to 776 and encodes 255 amino acids. The transcript has 6 exons. The record is from RefSeq and is a predicted model, not a curated record. NCBI's taxonomy places the organism in Eukaryota, Metazoa, Chordata, Mammalia, Carnivora, Felidae.
GGGUUUGUAUGACACCUGUAAUUGUUGCUAAGCUGUGUGGAAUCCUCUCCAACCUCAAGAUUCCGCUUCAGGAGGUCCGGGGUGGUGAUGCCCAUCUGCUACCAUACUUGGUAACAUCCAGAGAAGGUCUAUGUGAAUUGGGAACCCGCUUCUGCCCUUCCCUGCCAUGUUGCCUGUCAGUUGGGAAUUUCACACCCGACACACACAAACCCAGGAUAUCUUCACUAAAGUCACCAGCAGUUUUCCAAGAAUCUCUCCAUCAAACCAUUUCCCACCUCAGUGUGACCUUGACCUUUCCUAAGCUCCAUGUGUCCAAAUGUCCUAGCUGCGGACACUCGGUUGGCCGCUUGGCUGGCGAACACUUACAUCUUGGAGCUUCCAGUGCAGCCCCACCUGGAUCCCACCCCUCUAAUCUGAAGACCCCAGUAAUGUCUAAGGAGAGAAAUAAAGACAACUUUUUUUUUUUUUUAAUCCCUAUCCCAACUGGAAUGGACUGGGAGAAGGAAACCUUGACCCUUGCUGCUCCGUCAGCCGUUGGGAGGCCCCAUGCCCAGGACUGGGAGCAUCGGGGCAGGGCAGUUCCCAAGAACAGAGUGACCCAUUUGGCCGAGCCAGGUCAAGCCAAGAGUGAACGUCUUAAGAAAUUUGAGCACUUCAUGCCCUUCCAGUACUGCUCAGGUUCCAGCCUAGCCCAACUGACUUCCGCUGCUGCUGCUCUGGGCUCUGACUGUCCCACUGUUGUUACCACCGAAGUACUGGGCUUGAACUCGAGUUAAGAAGGCCACACGUGGAGACAGAGGGAAGGCAAGAAGGUGACGAGAAGACAGGAGGGUUGAAUUUGAACAGGGAAAAGAUCAAAAGUAAAGCCAGAAUCCUA